Nezara viridula (southern green stink bug) is the source of this 1823-nucleotide messenger RNA. The record is from the annotation of a GenBank genome assembly. Lineage: Eukaryota; Metazoa; Arthropoda; Insecta; Hemiptera; Pentatomidae.
GCUUACUAAGCAUUCUUUUCUUCUAAUUUGUCAGAAAAUGAUUAAUAUUUAGUGUAUUUAUUAUUUAUGACUGCUUAGAAAUGGUGUUGAUCUAUGUAUCUAUAAUUUUUUCUUUAAGAUUGAUUAUUCCUCAAGACUGAUGGAACAUAACUAUAAAAAGAUAUUUCAAACUGUUCAAUAAAAUUUUCAAAAGAAAGAAACAUUUUUUAAUAAAAUGGAUGAGAAAAAGAAACUACAUAAUCUGAAAGGGUCACCAAAGAAUGGAAACAUGUCUGGAACAUCUUUCCAAGCCCCACAAAGUGUUGCCUCUUCAGUUGUUGAACUGAAAAGAGAAAUUGGAUUACUUAGCGCUGUCAGCUUGAUCGUGAGUGUAAUGAUUGGUUCAGGUAUUUUUAUUUCUCCAUCAAGUGUUCUUGAAAAAUCUGGAUCUGUGGGACUGUGCUUAGUGAUGUGGGCUCUCUGUGGUGCUAUUUCCUAUUUUGGAGCAUUAAGUUUUGCAGAACUUGGUACUGUUGUACCAAGCUCAGGGGCUGAGUAUGCUUUCUUUCGUGCUGCAUUCACUGGUUUCCACAACUUUUUUGGACCUCUUCCUGGUUUUAUUUAUAUAUGGGUGAUUGUUUUCUUGGUCCGGCCAGCAGAGGUAGCUAUUCUUGUGCUUACAUUUUCUGAAUAUACCUACAGUCCCAUAGUACUUUAUUUUAAUAUGGAAAUAUCGCCAUUAAUGGAAAGUGUUUUGAAGAAACUCAUUGCACUACUUGCAGUUGGUCUAAUAACAUACAUAAAUUUUGUCAGUGUUAAAAUAUAUGUUAAGAUGCAAAACAUGUUUUCAUCUCUCAAAAUACUUGCCUGUUUAGCUGUGAUAAUUGGAGGAAUAUGUCAUCUAGCGAAAGGAAAUAUUCAGUAUAUCAACAAAGGAUUUGAAGGAACCAAAACCAACGUUAAGGAUUUAGUUCUUGCAUUCUACACAGGCUUAUGGUCUUUUGAUGGUUGGACUUCAGUCACUGUUGUUUCAGAGGAAAUUAAGUCCCCAAACAGAAAUAUUCCGUUGAGUAUAUCAUUGGGAGUUCCUUUGGUAACUGUGUUAUAUUUCACAAUGAAUGUUGCUUAUAUGAGUGUCCUUUCAGUUGAAGAUAUGAUUGCUGCACCAGCUGUUGCCAUGAUAUUUGCUGAGCGAUUAUUUGGACCUUUCGCUCCUAUAAUACCUGUAGCAGUUAUUUUAUCAACAUUUAGUUGUGCAAUGAGUGUGCAGUUUGGUGUUUCCAGAUUAUGCUUUGCUGCUGGAAGAGUUGGUCAUAUGGUGGAAUGCUUUUCUUAUAUACACAUUCGAAGAAUGACUCCUGCUCCAGCAGUAAUUUUACAGGGCACAUUAACCUCUAUAUUCAUCAUUACAGGCAGUAUUAUUAGACUCAUAGAGUUUGUCAGUUUUAUUAUAUGGAUUUUUUAUGGACUUGCGAUGGUUGCAUUAAUUGUCAUGAGGUCUACAAAAAAAGAGGCUGCAAGACCUUUUAAGGUUCCAAUCAUCAUUCCUUAUUUUCUUGUAGCCUUAUCUGCUUUUAUUGCAGUAGUUCCAUUAGUACUUCAACCAGAUCCAUUGUUUUUAGCUGCAAUUGUGUUCAUUGCCAUCGGAAUUUUGGCAUACCACUUUUUAAUUUACCAAAAAAAACAUUUUAAAUGUACAAGAUGCUUUUGUUAUUAUGUGCAAAUACUUCUAGAAGUUAUUCCUUCAGAGAGAUAAUGACAGAAAAUCAUAGGUUAAUUAUAAAAGUCAUGUUAUACAAAUAUUUUAUUAUUUAACUAUUUGACAUAUAUAAAUAUUUUUUUAU